UAAGUUAUCAGAAUUUAAAUUGUUGAUAGCAGGCACACGAGCACUUUAAAUGGCUGGAAUAAUAAUGCACACGCAGCCUAAUUAGUACAUUAUUUUUCUGGAACCUAAUGUGUGUUUAGUAUUGCACAACUGAUGUAAACACACAUAACAUACAUCCGACCACAAACACACACAUACUGGCCUGACCUUCCAUUUGCUUUGCAUAAUAAAAUCCUGCGAGUGUAAAACAGAUCCAGUAGAAUAAUGUUUUUAGUGGCGUGGCCCUCGGUAUAUAAACAAAGAAACAAUUAAGAUGCGUGCCAGAGCAAACAGCACGCUUUAGUGAACUCUUCAUUCACUCGCAGUGAGGGCCUCGAAAUCACACCGCUCGGCUGUGACUGUUUCAAACCAGCGAACGCGAGGAAAACAAUCUAUGAAAAUUGCAGCGCGCUCUGCGGGGCCAGUCGUGGUUAAUUUUAAAUGCUUAAAAUGAGAAAGUAAAUCAAUCAUCAGAUGUCUCAUUAAUUGUGAAAUUUGUGUCAAAUGUCAUUUGAUGUGUCUCAGGGGAAUGCCCUUGUUAAGCUUAUUUCUCUGGAGAACUGUUGGAAUGUUUUUUUGUAAAGCCUAGCUGUUUUAAAUUAAGAAUGAAAUUUAUGGUCAAUUAUUAUAUGUAUUUUUAAACGUUCUCUUUUAUUGUUUAUCUGUUGUUUUGUAGUUGUUAUUCCUUAACUAUAAGUUCUUGUUUUUAUUUGACUUUGUGUUCAUUAUUUUGAUGUUGUUGCUUGUUAUGGGAAUAUAGUGGGGUCCAAACGUCUGAGAUCACGUUAAAAGUUAAAAAUGUAAUUUGAAUUAGUAAAUCUGUAGGCUUUUUAAAAAUGUACAGAAGUGAAACAUGAUAACGUAAUAAAUAUGAAAUAUUUGAGAUUCACUGAUGGUAGAUCACUAAAAAAGUGAGCAAAUUUAUGACAACGUUAACUCAUUUUCUUAACUGCCCUUUGCACGAAAGGUCAGACUUCUUUGCUUCCAUUAAAGAACACAAGAUGCCCUUUGGAGCAUUCUCAAAUCAUGCUGGGAUAACAUGCAUCAUCAGGUUUUGCACAAGCUUGUGGAGUUCAUGCCAACCUGAGUGCACGCUGUGAAAUGAUCAAAAUCAUGUGCAUUUCUUUUUGCUCAAAUUAUUAUGCUCAUUAUUAUGAAAACGUUUGUAUUAAAUGAUACAAUGCAAAAUAAAAGUAAGUACUUUGUUUGGACACCACAUGUAUAAACAAUCAUUUUUUUAAUGUUCAGUAUCAGUGUUUAAAUCAUUUAAAUGACCUCCUGAUCUCCAUGUUAGUUUAUAAUGUGUGUGUGUGCGUGUUUCGCAGUGCUUACGUCUGUGUGUCUCUUCUCAGGUCUAUGGAAAUGCAGGAUCUAGCUAGUCCACACAGCCGAGUAAGUGGAAGCAGUGAGUCCCCCAACGGUCCCAACAUCGACAACUCGCAUAUAAAUAACAAUUCCAUGACACCAAAUGGCACUGAAGGUGAUAACAUCACUAUGCUUACCACAGCUGACUGGUUGUUAAGUUCUAGUUCACAGUCCGCUGCAGUUAAAACAGAGCCAAUGAGCAGCACUGAAAUCACCACCUCUGUAGCAGACGGCUCCCUAGACAGCUUCCCAGGAUCAGCCAUUGGAAGCAGUGGCUUCAGCCCAAGACAAACUCACCAGUUCUCUCCCCAGAUUUACCCUUCCAAACCUUAUCCACACAUUCUUCCGACUCCUUCCGCCCAAAAUAUGGCCUCGUACGGACAGACGCAAUACACCACAGGAAUGCAGCAAGCUUCUGCCUAUGGCUCGUACCCUCAGCCAGGACAGCCCUAUGGAAUUCCAGCCUAUGGUAACAGCAGUCCAUUGUGGGCAGGCAUCAAGACAGAGAGUGGACUGAACCAGGCCCAGUCUCCAGGCCAGAGCAGCUUCCUCAGCUACAGCUCCGGUUUCUCCACACCUCAGACGGGACAAGCGCCCUACAGUUACCAGAUGCAAGGAGGCAGUUUUACAACAACUUCAGGGCUUUACACUGGAAGCAAUUCCCUCACAAAUUCGACCGGAUUCAACAGUACACAACAGGACUACCCCUCCUAUCCCGCUUUUGGCCAGAGUCAGUACGCGCAGUAUUACAACAAUAGCCCGUACACCUCUCCGUACAUGACCAGUAACAACACUAGCCCCACCACGCCCUCCACUACGGCUACCUACACCUUACAGGAACCUUCAUCAGGCAUCACCAGCCAGGCCCUUUCAGAGCAACCUGCGGGAGAGUACAGUACAAUCCACAGUCCAUCAACCCCCAUUAAAGAUUCAGAUUCGGAUCGAUUGCGUCGGGCCUCGGAUGGAAAGUCACGUGGUAGGGGGAGAAGGAACAAUAACCCAUCCCCUCCUCCCGACUCUGACCUUGAGCGCGUGUUCAUUUGGGAUUUGGAUGAAACAAUCAUCGUUUUCCAUUCCUUGCUCACUGGGUCUUACGCCAACAGAUUCGGAAGGGAUCCACCAACGUCUGUUUCAUUGGGACUGCGAAUGGAAGAGAUGAUCUUCAACUUGGCCGACACGCAUUUCUUCUUCAACGACUUAGAAGAGUGUGAUCAGGUCCAUAUCGACGACGUGUCGUCGGACGACAACGGCCAAGAUCUGAGUACGUAUAAUUUUAGCACGGACGGAUUCCACGCUGCUGCUACGAGUGCCAACCUGUGUCUGGCCACUGGCGUACGAGGAGGCGUGGACUGGAUGAGAAAGCUGGCGUUCCGCUACAGACGAGUAAAAGAAAUUUACACCACCUAUAAAAAUAACGUCGGAGGUCUGCUUGGCCCGGCCAAAAGGGAAGCCUGGUUGCAAUUGCGAGCAGAAAUUGAAGCCCUGACGGACUCCUGGUUAACACUGGCACUGAAAGCACUAACAUUAAUUCACUCAAGGUCAAACUGCGUAAACAUCUUGGUGACCACAACACAGCUCAUACCUGCGCUCGCAAAGGUUCUCCUCUACGGACUGGGGGUCGUGUUUCCAAUCGAAAACAUCUACAGCGCCACAAAAAUAGGAAAAGAGAGCUGCUUCGAGAGAGUAAUUCAGAGGUUUGGGAGGAAAGUUGUUUAUGUGGUGGUGGGCGACGGCGUGGAGGAGGAACAAGGGUCGAAAAAGCACAAUAUGCCUUUCUGGAGGAUAUCUAGUCAUUCUGACCUCAUGGCCCUGCACCACGCUCUGGACCUGGAGUACUUGUAGCAUCACCCUUUUGCUCUUCGGCCCCGCUGUUGUGUUCCAUGCUGCGCACGGGCCCCGAAGACCCACACCCAUCAUCAGCAUCGCCAGCCGGCUGCGUCGCCCAAGUGUCUGCGUUCCAAUAGUAGCAGACCCCAAAAAAUCCUUCACACACAUAGAGAGAGCAAAACCUGAGCGACACGCUCAGCGUGUUGACACAUGGCCGCAAUUCGUCUUAACCCUAAACCUUUUUCGAAGCAGAGGAGAGUGAAUUUAUGGCGCCGCAGCUGCUGGCCCUGGUUACUGUGAAUUGGCUUUUUUUUUUCGAAAGCCAUCAAAAUGUUUUACAGCCCUGUCUGUGCGGGGGACUCGGCAAGGGUUCACACCUGUGACGAAACUGAGCUACCGACGCCUUCAGAACAUAGCAGGACUCCGAUCCCACUGCAACUUGGUGUAAUCAUCCUCCCCGUUUGUUUCCCCCUUCGUCGAUCUCAACCAAUGGUACAAAGACAAUAGGGCGUGGCCUCCUCGGUUCGCCAGCCCCGAUUUGUUAACCUUUGCUCUGGAUGUCCUGCGCUUCUUAUUUAUGAUCUGAAACUUUGUGGAGUGGCACUGGCCCUAAAAAAGGCGCUUUGUUUGAGUGACUUGUGCCUUUUCGCAUCACGGCGUACUUUGAUUCCACUUCAAGAGGAAAAAUGGAUUUUCUAGUAAUUUAAGGAAAAUUUUAACAAAGCGUUAUUUACAUUGCAAAGACAAUCGUGUACAGAAGACAUUUUUUGCGUGUAAAUUUGUAAUCACUGGACUAUUCCUUCCUAUAUUGAUUAAGGUACAUGCUGUGGAAAGGUGGCAAUGUUUUUAUUUUCAUGGAAGUACGUAAAGGCGUUUGCGCGCAGUAACUUGCGCAAACCCUCAAAGUGUUGACGUGUUUAAGGUUUCAUUCAAUAAAUAAAUGUAGAUAAGGAUUUUUUUUGUGAUAACUGUUUUGUCAUGACCAAAAGCAUGGAUGUCAAGUGUCAAUGAUUUCUUAUUUCCUUCAUUGAUGUUUUUUUCUUUGUAAGCUUCUGCUCUUCGAAGUUGGCGAGACUUUUCUCCACAAUGAAAUGUGACACUUUUUUUGGUUGGGAUGUCAUAUAGGGCAGUUUUCUAGAAUGUUCACAGUCUGGGAAGAAUUAUUUAAGUCCCUAGGGUAUCUCGAGCGAAACUCCAAGAAGAACAUCACGGAUUGCAUAAGCAGCUUAUUAAUAAAUACUUGUUAAGAACUUAAUCCUAUGAAUGUCAAACUGAGUGUAAAUGUCUGUGUUCCCACUGCUUUGGAGCUGGAUGUUCAACCCCAACGUCCAGGCAUUCAAAACAAGCUCAAAAUAGGGUUUAUUAUCUUUUGUACCAGCACUACAACGGAAACUCUUGUACAGCAAGUGUAUUUUGUAUGAAGUAGUCUUUUUAUUUUGACUUUAAAAUGUGUCUACUUGAAAAUCGCUGUAGUUGGAUUUUCAAUAUGCAUAUUGAUAGUUCUUAGGUGACUGUGGACUGAGAAACUCUAGCUCUGGACUUUAAGAAAGCAAGCCACUACUCACUCACACGGGCACACAUAUGCGCACACACACACGAUUGAGUUGAGAACAUACGUGUGCUAUCGACUGUGAAUUUCCCCAGCUAACUCAAUCUGUUUUUAAUUUUCCCUCCCAGUACAUGAUGUUGCUUGGCUCCUGCAGGUGAGGUCUUCUUUUGUAGCCUAUUUUUUUUCUCACCACAUUUACAAUUUCACCCCUCUUAUUGCACCCCCAACCCUGCCACCCCCCAUAUCGGGGAAUCACAUUUUGCUGCUAGAUCACGGUAACAGUAGACAUGGGAAAUGUUUUGUAGAUUCAACACGGCGAGAUUUUUUUUAAUGUUGCAAUCAUAAUGCAAACUGGAAAUAAUUUACAAUAUGUGGGCCUCAUUGUGAAACGCAGUUUGUUGUGUCUGCAAAAAAGAUGUGUACAGAUGUUUUUGACAUUAUUAUUUGAUUGUGUUUAAAUUAAUAAAAACUGAUUUGUG
Triplophysa rosa is the source of this 5238-nucleotide messenger RNA. It is a transcript of the gene eya1, whose product is annotated as EYA transcriptional coactivator and phosphatase 1. Gene Ontology annotation, cellular component: nucleus. The transcript is spliced from 17 exons. Bases 1306 to 3225 code for a protein of 639 amino acids. Gene Ontology annotation, molecular function: protein tyrosine phosphatase activity. The record is from RefSeq and is a predicted model, not a curated record. Gene Ontology annotation, biological process: negative regulation of extrinsic apoptotic signaling pathway in absence of ligand; positive regulation of DNA repair; multicellular organism development. NCBI's taxonomy places the organism in Eukaryota, Metazoa, Chordata, Actinopteri, Cypriniformes, Nemacheilidae.